CAAUAUGGCUUCUUCAAUACCUAAAAAUGAAAAUGAUAUUACUAGUUUAUCUUCUGAUCUGAAUAAUGCUGUAAAUCAAAUAAAAGAUAUUCAAAGUUUAAUGGCUUCAUUUAUUGACACUAUAAUUGUUCGCAAAAAUGAUGAAGCUGAAAAAGAGUUCCACAUUAUUAAAGAUACAAUGAAGCAAAUUCAUGAGAUUCGUUUUAAACUGGAUAGUUUAGGUAAUCGGUGUUCUCAAUUGAGAUUAAAUCAGGUUAUUCCUGUUCCACUUGGAAAUACAGGGUAUGUGUGCUUAGAUCCUGCUGAAGAACAAAGUUUGUUUUAUGAAAGGCUUUCAGAAUGUUAUAAUUGGCUAAAUGGUCUUAAUAAAGUUUCCAAUGAUGCUUUUGCCAUUCUAAAGAGAAAAAAUUCUUUCACUGAUAUUUGGAAAUGCAAGAAAUUAAAAGACAGCGAAGUAAAUUUAAUAGAUCUUGUAAACCUUGUAAAGCUUGACUUUCCAGAAUUAGUUUUUAACACAAGAAAGUUACAAACUGAAAGUUGCCUUGAUCUUGAAGUUCCUCUUCAAUUUUCAUUGACACUUUAUUUUUAUGGUUUUAAGGCUGUUAACAUUGUUGUUCGAAGCAUAGAAGAAAACUUUGUUGCUGAUAAAUUUAGCCAAUCAAGUUAUUUUGUAUUUCAGUCUUUAUCUGACAUCUUUACUUCAGUACUAAUCAAUUUAAAUGACAAAGAACCACAAGAGCUGUUACACGGCUUCUUAAAAUAUUUAACUCCAUACAAAGAGUUAUUUUCCGUAAAAUGUGUUAUUUGUAAGAAACAUUUAAGUUUCAACUCAGACUCUUUAUUAUUGUUACCUCCCUUAAGGAAAGAUAUGAUAUCAUUGCUAUUUUAUCAUUUGUCUUGUAAAUAAUUCUUUUUUCUUAAUAGAUACAAAUGUGAACUUU
Molecule: messenger RNA, 941 nt
Organism: Hydra vulgaris (swiftwater hydra)
Lineage: Eukaryota; Metazoa; Cnidaria; Hydrozoa; Anthoathecata; Hydridae
Product: mediator of RNA polymerase II transcription subunit 27
Biological process (GO): regulation of transcription by RNA polymerase II
Cellular component (GO): mediator complex
Molecular function (GO): transcription coactivator activity
Source: RefSeq, a predicted model, not a curated record